UAACACUAUAUGUCAAUAACAAGUGGUUCGUUGCUCCAACCGCCCCAAGACUCCAGAUCCAUCCUCAGCUUGGUACCUGGCCUUGACACGCAGUAAUUGGCUGUACGUGUCAUCAACAUCGUAUCCGCUCAAAGAGUCAUCACAUAUUCUCAAAGAAAUCCGACAGCGUCCGCGGAGAUUCAGAAACAUAUUCACAAGGUCGGAACUAUCGGCUUAUAAAUAUAGCUAGGUGCUCGUGCUGGUGCUGGCCCAUGUUGACUCUCCUUGCAGAGUGCUACUUCGCAUCUGCACCCGUUGUGAAACCUGCCUACACAAUACCUACUUUUAUCAUUUCACCAUGACUCCCAACCUCUUUCAUACCGACUACCCAUGGACGAGUCCAGAUGUUCCACUCGUGGUCUCGGCGCCCAUGAUGAAGAUCACGUUGGGCCGCCACGCCGUCUCAGUAUCUGCGAAUGGUGGCUUUGGGUUCCUUGCAGGUGGAUUUGACUUGACUCCCCUGGCUAAGGAUCUGGCGGAAGCAGCAGAACUUGCCAAAGCUCAAGGCCUUUCAUUGCAUAAUGGGGCCCUCCCUAUCGGCGUCGGGGUUCAGAACUGGGGAAGCGAUUUGCGCCUAGCCCUCGAUGCUAUCAAGAAGCAUCCUGUCGCAGCGGUGUGGUUCUUUGCGCCGAAGCAAUUAAGUGAUUUGCUAGAAUGGGCGAGGGAAAUCCGUGCGGCCACAGAAAACAAGACAAAGAUAUGGGUCCAGAUCGGCACCGUCGCUGAAGCUCUAGAAGUUGCCAAAACGACGAAGCCGGAUGUGCUGGUUGUACAGGGUGCUGAUUCAGGUGGCCAUGGGCUAGCACAUCGAGCAAGUCUUCUGACUUUGUUGCCAGAAAUUGUAGACGCUUUGGCUGAAGAGGGUAUCAAAAUUCCGAUCGUCGCGGCCGGAGGUAUUAUGGAUGGGAGAGGCUCUGCAGCCGCUCUAGCACUGGGUGCUGAUGGUGUGGCUUUGGGCACAAGGUUUCUUGCUGCAAAAGAAGCUGUCAUUGCGAAAGGCUAUCAAGAUGAGGUGCUACGAGUUAGCGAUGGCGGAGUCAGUACAACUGCGACCACAAUAUACGAUGUGGUAAGAAAUAUUCACGGAUGGCCCGAAACAUACAAUGGUAGGGGAGUUAUCAACAGGACGUAUCAAGACGCCAAGCAUGGAAUGAGCAAUGAUGAAAACGUGCAGCUCUACAAAGAAGCAAUGCAGCAAGGAGAUUCGGGAUGGGGACCUGAUGGUCGGAUGACAACCUAUGCUGGCACAGGUAUUGGACUGGUGAGAGAAGUAUUGCCUGCAGGUGAUAUCGUGAGGCAGGUUCAGCAGGAGACUGUGCAACUCCUGCACAAGUCUGCCAAACGCUUCGCGUCGUAGAUACUAAUAAUUUGUGAUACCACAAUUUCUAAGUCGC
Exophiala oligosperma is the source of this 1433-nucleotide messenger RNA. RefSeq lists its product as uncharacterized. Gene Ontology annotation, molecular function: nitronate monooxygenase activity. The record is from RefSeq and is a predicted model, not a curated record. The coding region runs from base 338 to 1396 and encodes 352 amino acids. The transcript has a single exon. NCBI's taxonomy places the organism in Eukaryota, Fungi, Ascomycota, Eurotiomycetes, Chaetothyriales, Herpotrichiellaceae.